ACUGUCUAAGUUCAUGUGCACACACACACACACACUUCUCCCGCUCACUCUUUGCUUUGUUGUUGGAACCUCGACGUCUUUCUGGCGGCUUCAUGCUGAGGACGACGCUCGGAAAAACACAACCGUAACGCGUAUUUACAGUCGAGGGACGAGGCGGCUGCAGGAAUCGAGCUGGUGCCCAUGGACGAGGACGGCUCCAGGUCAUCGGGGUUCGAGUCGCUCUUCAUCGAAGAAGAGGACGCGGCUCCGGGGAGCACCCGCUCGGAGCGGUCCGGACUCCCCGCCUACAGGGGAGCGCGGCGGGAUCAGUCGCCUCCGAUCAAGCCGUACCUCCGGGAGAUGGACGACUUGCUGAAGAGCUGCGAGGAGCUCGUCGGCGUCCCCUUCGCCUCUCGCUUCCCAGCGGCUCACGGCAGCACAAGCUCGGCCGAAUCCCCCCGCAGCCACGGCGAGGGCCGAGGCGCGCCUCCGGACGGCUGUGGAGAAACGAGCGCUUGUCCGCGGGCGUACCUCUCCACCAGCUACAUGGACACGCACGCCGACGGGCCCGAGGCACCAGACGGGUCGCAUGUCUCGCUCGACGUUGGCAACAGGUGCGGCGUAACCCCGGCGGCUUCCCGCCAAAAGGAGAUGCCUCUCACCUCGGCGGGAAACCAGCUGAGCGACACCAUGGUGGCGUACGAGGGUCAGCUCCUGGGGAUGCUGGCCAUGCUGGAGAGCUCCAUGGAGGAAUCCGGCAUGGACUUCGAGCCCCAAGGCUGCUCUCCGGACGCCGGCCAGGAAUACGUACACAUCGGCAAGAACGCCCGUCCUCCCAGGCCGGUGGAGCGAGAGAGCCCGAUGGCGUUGGAGACGACGCAGCCGAUGCAAUCGGAGCCCUGGUGCGGUCGGCGCUUCGGGGGAGACGAAGGCUGCAGGGAAACAGCGGGUUCGGCGGCCGGCGGAGGCCGGCGGAGUCGCCUGCCCGCAUGUGAAGACAUGGAUGGUUUCUCAAUGAAAUCACUGGAAUGGCGAGACCGACGGGUUCUUGAUCCUCAGUUCGGCUUUCCGGCGCCAUUGGUCUCCACGGGGAAUGAUCCAAUGAGCUGCGAGGCGGCCAUGACGGGAUACAUGGCCACGAACGAGGGCACCCACACAGAGGGAGAAGUGGGUGGGGUUGAAGUAGACAAAGAGCUCCGGAUGGACACCGUCGCACCGGGUCCUGGUGUGAACGAUCUAGGCGCCCUCGGGUGUCAGAUGGAGGAGUGCAUCGAGCAGGUGCAGCGGCUGGAGAGGAGGAGGAAGGAGCUGCUGACGGAGGUGCUGGAGCUGAGAGGGACUAAAGACGGCGAGUCAGAUGGAGGCGACGAGCCAGUUGACAGCAAAGUGGUGGAGCUGAUGAAGGCAUUCAAGGGGGAGGAGGAGGGAAAGAGGGAGGACAAGAAGAAGGAGAUUCAGAGCUUAAGGGCGGAGAGGGCGAAGGAGGAGAGGAUGCUGUGGAAGGUGAACCUGGAGAGGCAGGCGCUGCACGAGGAGCUCAUGAGGCUCAGGCGGAGACUGUUCGCCGCGGCGAGGGACAGCGCGCACAACCAGGCCGCCCUGAACCACCAGCGGCGCGAGGUGGAGCUGCUGAGGAGAGAGGAGGAGAAGCUGCAGUCGCUGGCGCUCCAGCUGACGGAGGAGGGCUCGCGGCAGCGGGCGGCUCAGCAGCAGCAGGUCUCAGCCCUGCAGGCGGCGCUGCACGCCGGCACCUCCAGUCCGACCUCCAGCACCCAGGAGGAGCUGGCGGAGUGCAGAAGGCAGUCCUGUGCAGACCUCCAGCAGUAUCUGCAGGGAGGGCUGAAGGCGCUGGAGGACAGGUACGAACCCAUCUUGCUCACGUUGCUGAAGAGAAGGGAGGCAACGGCCGUGGCCUUGCUGAAAGCCAAAGAACAAGGCCGGGAGCUGAAGGCCCAGCUGGGACCCCUGAAGGAGGAGACCCAGAAGCUGAACUUGCAGAGGGCUUGCCUGGAGGAGAAGCUCAAGCUGCUUCACUUCCAGCGGCGGGAGGAAGUGGGGCAGUAUAAAGAGGCGGUUUCCUGCCUGGAGGACAGCAGCAGAGAGCUGAGGACGGAGUUAAAGAUCCAGAAGAGAAAAACCCGAGAGGUGGAGGAGCUGAGAGACAGCCUGGACAAACGCCUGCACCUUUACAGGGCCGCCAUCGAGGAGCACAACGAGUCCGACAACGAGGAGGAAUCAUGACGUCCAAAAACACACUACAGCUCUGUGAUGAUUGCAUCCGCGAUGUAGCGAACUCCACUUUUCGGUUCAUGCACUUUACGCACACAUUGUGACAUGCUGCUGUCUGCUUGGAGCAGCAGGGGGGAUUUUUGUUAGGAAUAAAAGUCGUUUGUGAGUUAACGUG
This is a messenger RNA of Gasterosteus aculeatus aculeatus (three-spined stickleback), 2383 nucleotides long. The record is from RefSeq and is a predicted model, not a curated record. NCBI's taxonomy places the organism in Eukaryota, Metazoa, Chordata, Actinopteri, Perciformes, Gasterosteidae.